AAAGUAGAAUUAAGACAUCCGGGAUAAAUGACUCAGCUGAGCUCAAUGAAUCCAAAACAUGUGCGUCAGGCUUAAUUGGUUGCACAAAGACCAAGCCAGGAUGAGCAGACACGGAUUCAUUAAACCAGGUGAAACCAAUCCUGGAUAGGUGCGGCGCUCACGGCUCACUCAAAUAGACCCCGCCACAGAUCACAGAUUAACUGAUUUACCAUGGCAACUAGAGCCGCGUACUUUUCCCCGUCGGAAGCACAAAUCCUCAUGGAGGCAUACGAGGAGGUAAAAUAUAUAAUUAAGAAGAAAGGCAACACCGCCACAGUGAUAAAGCAAAGAGAAAAAGCGUGGCAAAGUAUUGCAGACCGCCUGAAUGCAUUAAACAUGAACGGGCCAAAACGGACAUGGCAGCAGGUCAAAAUCAAAUACAAGAACAUUCUGCAGAAUGCAGUGAAAAAGAAUACCCACAGACAAGGCACGGGUGGUGGGUCACCAAAGGCUGACCUUACCCCAGCAGAGGACAUGGCCUUGGAGCUAAAUAAAGGCAGGCCCGUCUUAGAGGGGAUCCCUGGGGGGAAAGAGACGAGCAUAGGUUCCUCCCAAGAUGCCACCCGCUUCAUUCAAGUGUCUGGCAGCACUGUGUUCCUGUUAGAGCCACCAGCACAAGCACCAGACGAUGCUGAUCCAGGUGAAGGCCCCAGUGCAACAGCAACAGCACAUGAUGGAGACGAUGAUGAUGAGGAGGAGACCAUCUCUCUGGAUUCCAGAAGGCAUGAGGACCCAGAUGCUAUACAGUGGGAAAACCAGCCUGGCAACAUAAGCUCACAAGCUAUCAGAAAGUUGUAUGGCAACCACCUCCGGCGCCAAAUAGAACUGGCAGACAUAGACAUUCAGUACAAGAAGAAAAAGAUGGAAAAUCUUGCACUGGAGUCCGAAAUAAAAAAGAGGACAAUUAGGAAACUGGACCUUGAAAUAAAAAAACUUGAGAGGGAGGUGAGAUAUGCCUUCAAUGUACACUGUAUGCUAACUGUAACACAAAUGUAUUAAUCAUUAUUUGUAUUUCCUCCCCCAGCUCCAAGAAGAUGACACAGCUCAAAAUAAAAAUUAGGUAUAUUCUCGUAAAGUCAAGUGAGCCAUGACAUAUGAGCUCUUAUUGUGAGCACACAGGACGGUGGCAUCUUUCUAAGGUUUUUUUAUU
This is a messenger RNA of Oncorhynchus keta (chum salmon), 1189 nucleotides long. RefSeq lists its product as uncharacterized. Gene Ontology annotation, cellular component: nucleus. Lineage: Eukaryota; Metazoa; Chordata; Actinopteri; Salmoniformes; Salmonidae. The coding region runs from base 211 to 1038 and encodes 275 amino acids. The transcript is spliced from 7 exons. The record is from RefSeq and is a predicted model, not a curated record.